This is a messenger RNA of Amblyraja radiata (thorny skate), 3299 nucleotides long. RefSeq names its product UV-stimulated scaffold protein A (gene uvssa). Gene Ontology annotation, biological process: transcription-coupled nucleotide-excision repair; response to UV. Lineage: Eukaryota; Metazoa; Chordata; Chondrichthyes; Rajiformes; Rajidae. The transcript is spliced from 14 exons. The record is from RefSeq and is a predicted model, not a curated record. Gene Ontology annotation, molecular function: RNA polymerase II complex binding. Gene Ontology annotation, cellular component: chromosome. The coding region runs from base 544 to 2775 and encodes 743 amino acids.
AUGCUGGGCUUGGUGACGCGGUUGACCUCUCCGCGCGGCGGGCGGGCCGUUGGAGAAGCGUCUCCGGCCCAACCGUCGCUGUGCCUCCCCCUCCCCUCCACACACACACACACGCACGCACGCGCGCGCGCGGUGACCACGAACAACCCGCUGACCGCACUCAUCCUCAUUAUAGCCCCACAUACAGACCUUUCACCUAAUCCCCGGUAACGUGUCCAAAGGUCCCAAGGCGCUUGCUUUACUUCACAGCAGUGUCAUCGAACUAAACUGAUCUCAACCCAACUUAACUCUCGGACAGUAGUUGUGCAGAAAAGGAACUGCAGCUGCUGGUUUACGCCGAAGGCAGACACAAAAUCCUGGAGUAACUCAGCGGGACUGGCAGCGUCUGUGGAGAGAAGGAAUAGGUGAAGUUUCAGGUCGAGACCCUUCUUCAAACAACUCCAGGACAGUUGGUGCGGAAGGAACUGCAGGUGCUGGUUUGCACCGAAGAUAGAUACAAAAUACUGGAGUAACUCAGCGGGUCAACUACAUGAUUAAAAAGGAAUGGAAGUUGGGCCGGAUGAGAAGCUUUCUCAGCUGGUGGAAGAUCUCACCACCUCAGGACAGCAAGUACUAAAUCCAGAUAAGAUGAGGGAACUGAAGAAAAUCUGCAAGUUAUCUGAGGAGUAUGUCAAGCACGCGUACCACUUAAUUAUGAGACAGCUAAAUCAAGAGCAUGCAGAGAUCCGCCUAUCCGCUUUCCAAAUAGCAAAUGAACUCUUUAUGCGUUCACAUCAGUUUCGGUUGCUGCUUAUUUCAAACUUUCAGGAAUUCUUGGAAUUGACGGUAGAAACAGAUUAUGAACAGCCUCUGCCUCCACCAAAAGAAGCAGCUCAAAAAUUAAAGGAAAUGGCAAUUAAAACUGUCCAGGAGUGGCAAGACAAAUAUGGAGAUGGUUACAAAAAACUCUCACUGGGUUAUCAUUUCCUGAAACAGAUUAAGAAGGUGGAUUUUCAAGAUAUUCGGGCUAGAACUCAAGCUGAGCGAAAACGUGAGGAAGAGAGAUCGAAAAGGCUGGAGAACAUUAAUAAAAUGAAAGUGAAGAGAGUGGAAGAGGAAAUGAAAGAGAUGUCAGAAGAAAUUGAAAACUCUCUGGCAGGAAUGGAGGCAUGCUUCAAAUUACUACUCCCCAGUCUCUCCGAGUUCACUUUUAGUGAUGAAGGCUCUCAGUGCAACCAAGACUCGCCUGAUAAAACAGCAAAUGGCAGCUCUACAACCAGCAGGCAGAGAGUUGACCACCAAUGGGCCAGCAAUCAUAUUGAUGAUGAGCAGCCUUGCAGCAGUAAAGACCUUUCCCCACAGCCUCUGGCGAACACAGCUCCUGAAGAGCAGCAAUUGGAUGAAGAGCUAGACAACUUCAGUCAAAAUGAAGACGAUGAAAGUGAAAAUUUUGAAGACAAUGAAGAAAUGAUCAGAAAUUAUGGGCUUCUUUCCCAUAAAUAUUCUCUUGACUUAGAAAUUAAUACGGAUUUAAAGAUCAACGAGGAUGAGGACAACACUGCUGUAAUUAACAAUGUGAAGGAUUUCCAAAGAUUGAUCACUAAUAAAUACCUGCCGACUGUGCAGUGCUGGAUCCAGACAUUCACCAAAGCAGGUAUUAGUGAUAACCGAUUGAGACGAGCCAUUGACUUAAAAAGUGCAAUAGAUGGCACAUUAGAAAAACAUGAUGAGAUGAACAUUCGUUCGAAGAAGAGAUACAGGAAAGUGAUGAAAGCAACUGAUGAGGAUGAUGACGACGACGACGAUGAUGAUUUUGUUGAAGUUCCUGAGAAGGAAGGUUAUGAGCCGCACAUUAAGGAGCACCUUCAAGAGGAGUAUGGACUGGAGCCACUGAUACCGAAGACCAAGGAAGCAGUGAAAAGAGUAACACCAUCUGCUGAACCCUUAGCAGCGCAGAGGAAUGACGAGGAACUUGACCCAACAUGUGCUGCAGCAACGUUAAAAAUCUGGAAAGAACAGCUGUCCUCGCAGAUGGACAGCCUACCUGGAACCUCGGACGACAACAUUUGGUCAUCCACACCAGCAGUGUCAGAACUGUCCAGUGAAGAUGCCAAGAAAAGAAAAAGUGAAGAGAUGAAAAAAGCACCUGUGAUGCCUUUCGGGUUGGACCUUCACUACUGGGGAGAAGAGCAGUCAACGACUGGCAAAAUUCUCAAAAUUGAUGUUCCGCAUCGAUUCUGGGGGCCUAAAGAAACGGAGGAUGAGUCUGAAAACAAGGAGGUGGCAGCCUUGCUGAAAACCAGAUACAUAACCUUUGCAGGGAAGUUUGAACCUGUAAAGCACAAAUGCCAAGCACCUAUGCCCAAUGGAAAACUUUGUGAACGCCAGGAUCGUUUCAAGUGCCCUUUCCAUGGAAAAAUUAUCUCAAGAGAUGCUCAAGGAAAUCCUGUGAAUCCAGAAGAUAUUCAAAGACAGGAGCAAGAAAAACAAAGAAAGCAAGAAGAAGAAACUGACUGGCGAGAUCCAGAAUUAAUGCGUGAGAUUGAAGCUGCCACAGGAGCAGAUCUUGGCUCUUCAAGAUAUGACCGAAAGGGAAAAGGGAAAAAGGGAAAAGGAAAAAAGAAAAAGUAUCCAAAUCUCACUGACCUGAAACAGGACAGUAACACAUCUCGAUCAAGGCUGGAGAAACGAGUGUUCAACAAAGCUUCAGUCAAACGAGUCUCCGAAGCAAUGGCCUUUAUCGACAAAAGAAAACAUGAAAAGUUUGCGAAUCAGUUCAACUAUGCAUUGCAUUAAGGCGGGCAAAGGGCGGAGAAAGGUCACUGUAUUGUGACCAUGCUAUGUUUCAGCUAUCAAGUCUUUUGCAACAGAAAUUUUUAGCUCCUAUCUGCUGUUUUCUAUAGAUCUCAAGAGAGAGUUUAUCUAUCUAGGGCUAGCGGAGUUAAGGGAUAUGGGGAGAAGGCAGGAACGGGGUACUGAUUGUGGAUGAUCAGCCAUGAUCACAUUGAAUGGCGGUGCUGGCUCGUAGGGCUAAAUGGCCUAUUCCUGCACCUAUUGUCUAUUGUCUAUUUCAGGAAUAAAAAUUUGAUCAGUGUACAUUAUUUAUUGUAAAGUAUUUAAUUAUGUAUUUUUUACACCAGGUGCUAAAUUUGUACAAAAUAUAAAUGUUUAAUGUAUGUUAUGGUAAUUGUAUGGUAAUGGAUGGUAAUUGUAAUUGAUGAUGUGAUGCACAGAACUAUGGGGGACUCUAUUCAUGUAGUUUUAUUGAGCAGUUUACAGAAGAAAGUGAACUGAUUAUUAAAUCUUCCCAGCAAUUUAAA